GUGUGUGUGUGUGAGAUCCUGGCCCGGCUCCAGCCUGUUUCUCCUUGAUUUAGAGUUCUUUAUUGGCCAGCCCAACAAAGUUCCGAGUGAUUCCCAAGUCAGAUGAAAGUGCUGGAGUGCCGGGUGUGGAGCAGCAGGCGAUGGCCGUGAGGUUUGGACGCCGGGGUUUAUCUGCGGCAAGUCCCGUCGCGUCUCCCCGCCUCUGACUGAUCCUCGCUGCAGGACAGACACAGUUUCUCCAGGACACCGACUCGUGCCUCGCUGCGCUGCCGCCCCGGGGGCCCCAUGGCCCGGCCUGGGGAAGACAUCGCCCCGCUGGCGGAGCACGGCCAGGCCGACCAGGGAACCCCGGCUGGCGGCUCCGGACCCCGCAGCCCCGGGUCCCCCUGGCCGUCGCCCCGAAACUCCCCGCAGAUCUUCCGCAAGAUCAUCAUGAACAGAGGCAUCCGUCUACAACAUCGCCGCUUCACUGUGGCCCAAACCAGUUUCGAUGUUGAGAAUGGCCUGUCGGCGGGAUGGGUUCCACUGGAGCCCCAGACGGGCCCCAGCUCUGGGCUGGUGCUUCAGGCAAACUACGGCCACGGUCAGCGGAGAGGGUCCUUCCUCUACCGCUCGGACAGCGACUACGACACCUCGCCGAAGAACGCGUCGCGCAACUCCUCCAUCACCGGAGACAUGAGUAACUUCGUCAAGUCUAGCCCGAGACAACCCUUGGCAUCGCGCUGCUCUGAGCCCGUCCUUGGCCUGGCACUGGGCAAUCACACAGAAGACAUGAUUGUGACUCCAUUUGCUCAGGUGCUGGCCAGUUUACGGACCGUGCGGCAAAAUGUUGCAACGAUGACAAGUCAACAGGAUCAGGUGAAGUCCACCAGCUGGCGAACAGCAGGAGGUGCCCCUGGGAUCAGUCGGCAAGUCCCACUCGAGGAGAACUCUCAGAAGAUGGGCCUGGAGACCCUGGAAGAGCUGGACUGGUGCUUGGAACAGCUGGAUACCCUGCACACCCGCCACUCUGUCAGUGAGAUGGCGUCCAACAAGUUUAAGAGAAUGCUGAACCGUGAAUUAACCCAGCUGUCUGAGACGAGCCGUUCGGGAAACCAAGUGUCUGAGUUCAUUUCCCACACGUUUCUAGACAAAACGCAUGAAAUGGAAGUGCCGCGAGCCAGAGAGGGGAAGCUGGAGACCAUGGGACAAAUCACCGGCUUGAAACAUAGUCUCAGCGUCAUCUCCACUGUUGACAUUCCAGCGUUUGGUGUGCAGACCGCCUACGAAAAUGAGCUGGCCAGGGAGCUGAGCCAUAUCAAUGAUUGGGGCCUGGAUGUCUUCAGGAUUGGGCAGUUCUCUAAUGACCGACCACUCACAGUUUCCAUGUACAGCAUCUUCAAGUCCCGACAGCUGCUGAAGACAUUCAAGAUCCCGGUGAAGACCUUCAUCACAUACAUGCUGACCCUUGAAGACCACUACCAUCUUGACGUGGCCUACCACAACAACUACCACGCCGCAGACGUGGCGCAGUCCACGCACGUCUUGCUUCUCACUCCCGCCCUCGAGGCAGUGUUCACUGAUCUUGAAGUACUGUCUGCAAUAUUUGCCUCUGCAAUCCAUGACGUUGACCAUCCUGGUGUCUCCAACCAGUUCCUCAUCAACACCAACUCUGAGUUGGCGCUUAUGUACAAUGACUCCUCUGUAUUGGAGAACCAUCACCUGGCUGUGGGCUUCAAACUGCUGCAGGAAGAGAACUGCAACAUCUUCCAGAACCUGUCCAAGAUAGAGCUUCAGAACCUCCGCAAAAUGGCCAUCGACAUGGUGCUGGCUACAGACAUGACCAAACACAUGAACCUACUGGCCGAUUUGAAGACCAUGGUGGAGACGAAGAAAGUGACGAGUUUAGGCGUCUUGUUGCUGGAUAACUACUCCGACCGAAUACAGGUUCUGCAGAACAUGGUGCACUGUGCUGACCUGAGCAACCCCACCAAGCCCCUGCACCUGUACCGGGCGUGGGUGGAUAAAAUCAUGAUGGAGUUCUUCAGCCAGGGCGACCGGGAGCGGGAGAUGGACAUGGUCAUCAGUCCCAUGUGUGAUAAGCACAUCGCCUCCAUUGAGAAAUCACAGGUCGGCUUCAUCGAUUACAUCGUGCACCCUCUGUGGGAGACGUGGGCUGACCUGGUGUACCCCGACGCAAAGGAGAUCCUGGACAACUUGGAGGACAACCGGGACUGGUUCCAAACCAUGAUCACACGCAGCCCGCCUUCGGCGAAAAGCUCGACCUCGGACAGGGAGGACGAUGCAGAUGACGAGCCCGAGGUGGACAAUGCCCCAGGGGUAGACAAGGCGCUAGUGGAAGACGAGGCUUCAGUGGAAGACGAGGCUUCAGUGGAAGACAGGGCUUCAGUGGAAGACGAGGCUUCAGUGGAAGACGGGGCUUUAGUGGAAGACAGGGCUUCAGUGGAAGACGAGGCUUCAGUGGAAGACGGGGCUUUAGUGGAAGACAGGGCUUCAGUGGAAGACGAGGCUUCAGUGGAAGACGAGGCUUCAGUGGAAGACGAGGCUUCAGUGGCAGACGAGGCUUCAGUGGAAGACAGGGCGUCCGUGGAAGACAAGGUGCUAGUGGAAGACAGGGCGUACGUGGAAGACAAGGUGCUAGUGGAAGACAAUGCGCUCUUGGAAGACAAUGCGCUCUUGGAAGACAAUGCGCUAGUGGAAGACAAGACACUCUGGGAAGACAAUGCGCUUAUGGAAGACAAUGCACUAGUGGAAGACAAGGUGCCCCUGGAGAUGAUGAUGGUGGAGGUGGACAAGUUGUCACAGCUGAGCGUGGCUGGGCGGCACCCUGGCCGGUACAGCGUGGGACAGAGCUCAAUGGAGGAUAUGUACACUUGUAGCCCGCCCGAGAUGUCCAUCGCCGACUUAUCCAUGUCGUCCUACAGCCAAACGUCAUUCCACAGCAUGUCAGAGUCGAGCAUGGACACGGAGUCCAGCCAGCAGCUGCCGAGCAGCGAGCCGGCGCUGAGCCCGGUGGAUGUGCAGACACCGGGGCCGGGAGGCAGCGAUAACUCCGGGGGCAACCGGGACAUUGAGGCGGCGGCGGCGGCGGCGGCAGCAGCAGCGGCAGCGGCAGCAGCAGCAGCAGCGCCCAACACAUAACCGACCCCCUGUGUACGGGCAGCACUGAACAACUCUGGCCCUUCUGCCCUUCUCUCCCUCUCUCUCACUCUGCCCCGGCACCAAGCGGCAGACAGGCACACACACCCCUGUCUGUAAAUAUAUGUCCAUAUAUAUAUAUAUAUGUGUGUGUUGGGGAGACCAGGUAGGAGGUUGAGGGGGGGGGGUUUGGCCCCAGAGACGGGGUUUUAUUUUCACCGCCGGACACAACAGGACAAUGUCUCAAACAGCGACCGUGAGCCGGACUUCGCUCAUUCCCGGGGCGAGAAGAAGGGGGAAGACAAUGAAUGGUCAAUGGCAGCGCCGGCUGCGGGCAUUGAACCAGGGACCCGAGGACAGCAACGGAGCCGGGCCCAUCAAACCAGGGAGGGGAGGGGUUGGACUGUUUUGUUUUUUUUGUCCAUUUUUAUUGUAAAAGUAUUUGCAGCAAAAAUGAGAUGAGGGGAGCUCCCGGCCUGUGGUGAAACCGGCCCCCCGGCCCGCGGCCAGUGUUGUCCGGCCCGCGGCCAGUGUUGCACGGCCCCCGGCCAGUGUUGCACGGCCCGCGGCCAGUGUUGCACGGCCCCCGGCCAGUGUUGCAUGGCCCCCGGCCCGCGGCCAGUGUUGCACGGCCAGUGAUGCACGGCCCCCGGCCAGUGAUGCACGGCCCCCGGCCAGUGAUGCACGGCGGGGAUGGAACCGGCGCUGAAGCGGAGACUGAGACACCCGGGGAUGUGAAAUCAGACGCCGUUAUCAUCGAAUUACGACGCGGUCAGCAUCGAAACUGGACGCUGGGGGAAAACGGUUUCGUCUCUCUGGGGUAUUUUUUUUUAAAGAAAGCAAGUGGUCUGUAUUUUUCUUAAAUGAAUAUUUUUAGAUUUUUU
Molecule: messenger RNA, 4022 nt
Organism: Amblyraja radiata (thorny skate)
Lineage: Eukaryota; Metazoa; Chordata; Chondrichthyes; Rajiformes; Rajidae
Product: cAMP-specific 3',5'-cyclic phosphodiesterase 4C-like
Exons: 16
Coding region: 286-3141 (951 amino acids)
Biological process (GO): signal transduction
Molecular function (GO): 3',5'-cyclic-nucleotide phosphodiesterase activity
Source: RefSeq, a predicted model, not a curated record